UUUUCCACUGAUGAAUUAAUUGGCUGCGCUGUUUGUUUUUUGUUCUCACGCCGCCUCCCGGUGCUCUCAAGUUCCCGGAGCGCCGUUACUUUGUUUCCAGUGUAACGUCGCCACGCCGUUACUUUGUUUUCCACUGUUGUCCUGUCUCGAGCGCUGCGCUGCUGGCCAGAUGGCGGCUCGAGGUAAUCUACUUAGCAGCGCGCGCCGCAUGUUGUGAAUGAGAGAGGUCACAACGGCGGAGAAAAUUAUUUCAUUCUAGUCAUGUUUGGGAAGGACUGUGCUGUUCAGCUGGAGAGGUAUCUGCCACCGCCGACAGACAGAUUGUGAAAUCCUAGCUAUCAUGUGAAGGCUUUGGUUGUGGUCUGUGUGUGUGUGUGUGUUCUCGCACACACGUGUGUGACAGUGUUACAGAGAGCUAAGCUUCGUGGCCUUACCCUAGGGGCACUGACCUGUAAAAAAAAAAUGUCCCUGUAACCUGGGAGCCAUGAAACCAUGACAGUCAUCACUUAUUCAAGCGCUGAUGGAAGACUUCCAGAAGAAAUCCAGGGUCUAGAACACUCCUUCGCCUCCAGGAAUGGUCCAGAAACCCCAUCUGAGAUUCUGGAGGCUUGGAGCAUCCUGGAGCCCUGGGAGAAUCCAGUUCUGAAAUCUUGCGGGGGCAAAGGCCAGAGCAGGACCAAACGAAAAAGAGGGAGGGAAAAUAAGGGAGGAGCAAGUGAAGAGAAAUUGCGAGGAAUGAGAGGAACAUGGAGCACAGAAGUCAGCGGUGAGAGGAUGGAGACAGGUGGGAAAAAGGAGCAAUGGAACUCACGGAAUGGCUGCAAAUGGAAAGUUGGGAAAGAGUUCAAAGACAAUAGGAAAACCGGAGUGGAAGGAGAGAACAACGGGGAUUGCAGGAGCAAGGCCGACUUCUCUCUGAUUCUUACACUCUCAGGAAGAGAAGACAAGGAAGUGAAAUGGAAGAAGAGGAAGGGUUGGGAUUUUUUCACGAGGCUGGAAAACAUCAGUAAAGGGAUGUGUGGAGUUAAACAAGCAAAGAAAGGCAUGAUGAAAGAGAUGAGGUGCUGUCACAUCUUCCUCUGGCUACCUCUCCUCUUCCUCAGCCUGUGGCCAGAAGCUGUGUCAUCACAGGGCAAUUUCCCACGGUUGGAAAACAUUGCUGCCUUCAAACCGGUGUCCACCUCCCCAGCCCGUUUCACCUGUGGGGUUCCAGAGCGGAGCGCCUACUGCCAGCCCCCUUCCACCCAGACGGAGCUACUAGGCUGCUCUCAGGCCUUCUGUGUCCAGGAGUGUCCCUAUAGAUCCUCCACACCUCCAUAUGCCCCACUGCUGCUGCCUGCACACAGAGGCACCUGUGUAACUGAGGACAGCAAUGACACUCGUCCAGGAACACAGACACAGCCUGAGACUACACCCAGUACCAGUUCAGAGAGGCUUUCCACUGGAUCCAGUAGUGUGGUGUUUCAGUCACAGCAGGAGGGAUGCCUGGUCUCUCCCCCCUCGCAGAACCUGGGAUCAAUGGGAUCCAUCACCCUGGCAUUGUGGAUCAAACCAAGGGCUCCAGGAGAGAUGGUGCUGCUAGAGAAGAGCUCAGUGGGGCGUUUGGUUUUCGUCCUGGCGGUGUCCGAGCAAACAGUCAUCCUGCGCUACAGUCAAUCCAACACUCAGCCACCUCUGACUGUCAGCUUCCGGACUGUUGGCAGGCUCACACUGGAUAGGUGGACACACCUGGUGCUACAGGUCCAUGACAGGCAUGUCAGUCUUUUCCUGGAUGGGCUUGAGGCGGAUGGGAUGCCCUUUGACACACAACCUCUGAACUCUAGGCUCCAUGACAUCAGAGAAGACAGCACCAUGUGGGUGGGACUCAGCUCCAACGGAUCUAAUCAGUUCAUUGGCAAGAUGCAGGACUUCAGAUUUUAUCCUACCACACUGACCAAUAGGGAGAUAGAGGAGUUGUACUCAGGGGUCCUGCCCCACCUCCAUGUCCAGUCAGAGUGCCGCUGUCCUCCCAGCCACCCCAGGGUGCACCCAUUAAUUGAGAGAUACUGUAUUCCCAAUGCCGUUGAGGACACCACCAAUGACAGAGUGUUAAGGGUGAACCUGAAUGCCCAUCCACUCAGUUACAUCAAUGACCAGGACAUGGGCACCGCCUGGUUGACAAAGACCAUGUCCACACAGGAGAUGGAUGAAGGAGUCACUGUUACUGUAGAUUUGGCUAACGGGCAUUAUCAGGUGUUUUAUGUUAUAGUCCAGUUUGGCGGCCUGUUGCCAGAGGCGGUUCUGAUCCAGAGACGGAUUUAUAAUACAACAGAGCCACCGAGUGCUGCCAGCACACAGCAGCCCUGGCUGGACUGGCAGUAUAUGGCCAGAGACUGCGGCGUGUUUGGACUGCAGAACAACGGGGUUCUACUAAGACCAGACUCCGUCAACUGUCUGCAGCUGCCCAGUGAGGCACCCUUCUCAGGAAGUAACAUCACAUUCAGCCUGCUGACCCCAGAGCCCAACCUAAGGCCGGACUACAAUGACUUCUACAGCAGCCCCGCCCUGCAGAGGAUGGUACAGGCCUCCCAGGUCAGGAUACAUCUGCGCGGGCAGUACCACACCAGAGCAGCGGGGGUGAACCUCCGACACAGAUACUACGCCAUCAGGGAGAUCACCAUCAGUGGCAGAUGUGAUUGUCAUGGUCAUGCAGACCACUGUGAUACCAGUGUGACUCCCUACCGCUGUCAGUGUCUGCCUGAGAGCCACACAGAGGGAGACAACUGCGAGCGUUGUGCACCCCUCUACAAUGACAAGCCUUUCAGGUCAGGUGACCAGCUCCAGCCAAUGAGCUGCAGGCCUUGCCAGUGUCACGGCCAUGCCCACUCCUGCCAUUAUGACGUCCAAGCCGAUGACCACCCAGACGAGCACUAUCGAGGAGGCGGAGGAGUGUGUGACAACUGCAUGCACAACACUAUGGGUAAGAACUGUGAGCUGUGUACCAGUCAGUUUUUCAGGCUGCAGGAAGUGGAUCCCACUUCAGUUGACGUUUGUCAGCCCUGCAACUGCCACACUGCUGGGACAGUCAGCGGCAGUAUGGAGUGUGACCAGGUCGGAGGUCAGUGUCGCUGUAAGGCUGCAGUCGAGGGUCGUCAGUGCACAGACUGUCUGCCUGGAUGGUUUGGCCUUCAGGCCUGGCAUCCGGAGGGCUGUGUCCGCUGCAACUGCAGCAACAAAGGCGUGAUCCACAGCUCAGGAGGAGGAGAUCCAGGCUGUGAUCAGGACACAGGGCAGUGCCCGUGUAAACCUCACAUCACAGGUCUUUCCUGUGACCGCUGUGAGUUUGGUUAUUGGAAUCUGUCCCACCCAGACGGCUGUGUCCCAUGUGACUGCGACCCCCUGGGGUCCCUCAGCCCGUUCUGUGAGCCCGAGGGGGGCCAGUGUGAAUGUAAGCCUGGGGUGGGGGGGGCGGCGUGCGACUCCUGUGGCAGGGGGCUGUAUGGUCUGAGGCUGGAGGGGUCUUGUACCCCCUGCAACUGCUCAAAGGAGGGAACCUCACCUGGGACAGAAUGCAAUCCUCAUACAGGACAGUGUGUGUGCAAGGAACAUGUGGAAGGCCGCCGCUGUGAUUCCUGUCGUCGUGGUUACCACAGCCUGGAGCGGCGUAACUCUCUGGGCUGUCUGCCUUGUGUGUGUGACGUCACUGGCACUCAGCCAGGUGGUGUUUGUGAUGCAUUGACGGGACAGUGCCCGUGUCAAGAGGGGGUGGAAGGGGCGAUGUGUACCCACUGCGCCCACAACUACUACAACAGGAGUUCAGACAUCCAGGCAGAGGGUUGGUCCCAGGGCUGUGUCCCAUGUACCUGCGACCCCAAAGGAACAGUGGCUGGGACGGUGUGUGACAGCACUACAGGCCAGUGUGUGUGUAAACCCACACGCCACGAACGGGACUGCAGUGGCUGCCGACCCGGCUUCUACCUCAGCGCAGAGGAAAGUGUGUGUGUUGAGUGUGACUGCCAUCCCAUCGGCGCAUCGCAGCAUGGUUGUGAGAGCCAGACGGGACAGUGUGUGUGUGCCGACCCCUCGGUGGGAGGACGACGCUGUGACCAGUGUCAUGACAUGUACUAUGGAUUUAACCCAGGCCUGGGCAGAUGCCAGCCUUGUUCAUGUGACCCACUGGGCAGUGUCAAUGGUUCCUGCCACCCAGACUCAGGUGUGUGUUUGUGUAAACUGCUGGUGGCUGGAGAUCGAUGUGAUGAGUGUCAAUUUGGAGCAAGUCAUCUGGAUCCUGAGAACCACCUUGGUUGCAGCAAAGCCCCCUCUCAGCAACCUGCCCCAGUUGGUUUUUCCCUCAGUUUUUCGUCUAUCCGGCUCUCUUGGCACCCUCCCGACUCCCCAAACACAAACAAGCUCAACUACACACUCAUCAGGGAUGGACUGGCAGUGCACAGCACCCAAAGUCACUAUCCGUUCGGCCCUGAGUCACAUGUGGACACCGGUUUGUCUCCAUACACUAACUACUCCUACUGGCUGAGAACGGUGAAUGUGGCUGGACAGACAGAAAGUGCGACGGUCACCUACCAGACUUUAGCAGCGGCACCUGAAGCAGACCAGCUCCAUUUAAACCUGGUGGGACGGCCGGGUCCUAGGAGCGCUAGUUUUAACUGGACCACACCACGAAACGAUACUGGCCCAGUGGAGAGAUUUGUGCUGUCCUCCAUGGAGUCAAGUGAAGCAGCGCCCAUCAUCCAGUACAGAGGUUUGUCUACAGAGGCAGUAGCAAGCGGUCUCAAGCCAUUCACCCAAUACAACUUCACUUUGCAGGCGUGCUCUGCUGGAGGGUGCACCUCUACCCAUCCACUGUCUGUCCUGACGGCCACCGCACCCCCGCAGAACCAGCCUCCACCCAGGAGCAAUGCUACGGGUCCACAUACACUGCAUGUUACAUGGGACCCCCCCAGCCAUCCAAAUGGAGUCAUUACACGAUACGAAGUUUUUCUACGAGGACCAAUGGAAUCGCAGAACCUCACAAGCCCCGCCCCAGAAAAGAGGGUGUUCUUGAGCUCUGGUUGGCCAGAUCCAAGUGACUCUCAAGACACACCAAUGGAAACCAACGGGAGCAUCACGGUACCCCCUGAGAGAAGUGCCAUGGUAACGGGUCUGCAGGCAUUUUCAACCUAUCAGACGAGAGUUGUAAGCGUCAACAUGGCAGGUGGUGUGACAUCAGAGUGGACCACAACACGUACCAUGGAGGGAGCUCCAGAGUUCAUGGCUCCUCCGGAAGUGUCCGCAGUAUCUUCCACCAGUCUGAAGGUUACCUGGAGCACCACUGAGGGUCACGGGGUCAUUGCCAGAGGAAAGGUCACAGAAUACCGGGUCAACUUACUCACCGAACAGAGCAACAAUCCCUACGCUCCGCCGGUUAUUAGUCAGGUCUUGCAUAGAGUGGGGCCAUCUUCUCAGCCUGUUUAUUUAGUGACAGGAUUGAAACCGUACCAUAUGUAUAACUUCACUAUUACACUCUGCACUAAGGCAGGCUGUGUCACCAGUCUACCAAGCACCGGACAGACUCUACCUGCAGCUCCAUCAGGGUUGUCGCAGCCUAGAUUACAUCAAGUGAAUGAAAGCACCAUUCAGAUCAAUUGGGACCCCCCAGCCCAACUCAAUGGGCCACACCCACUCUACCAGGUGGAGCGAACAGACGUUUCUCUGUCUGAUCCACGGGACCCUGUCGUCAGGGGGACCAGGUUCCCAGGCAGCAGUUACUACCGCUUUCCCAGUGACACCCUUCCUGUUAACACAGACUUUACAGGUGUUGAGUUGAGUUUCAGGACUCGGGCCCCGAAUGGCCUGUUGCUGUGUGCCUUCUCUCCAGGGAAUCAGGAUGAGUUCCUCGCUCUGCAGAUAAGAAACGGGCGGCCGUACUUUCUAUUUGACCCACAGGGUUCUGCGGUGGCUGUGAGCGUACGUGGUGAUGGAGGCCGACGCUACAACGAUGGACAGUGGCACAGCGUCAUGGCAACAAGGCGAGGGGCCGUGGGAACAAUCGUUGUUAACAAUCAAUACAGAGGUAGUACAUCGGCCCCCAGCGGCAGCACCAUUAUUGGUGAAAACACCGGGGUGUUCAUUGGAGGCCUACCUGAAGACUUCAGUCUGCUAAGACAGGAUUCAGGUGAUGCCCAGUUGGUGCGACAAGGCUUCUCUGGUUGUCUUAGAGACGUGCGUUUUAAGACAAGCGACAGCCCAUCAGAGGAGUGGAAACGCCUGGACUGGGCAACUGCCACUGAGAGGGUGGCAGCCUACGAGAGCUGGGAGGGAUGUCCUGUCCAAACUGUGGACGGAGCUCAUUUUCUGGGUCAAGGUUAUUUGGAGUUGAGCAGAGAUGUGUUCAGUGGUGGAGAGAGCUUUGACAUUAGUAUGGAGUUCAGAACAGACCAGCUCAGUGCCGUGUUGCUCUUCACGUACAACACACACUCUAAAGACUACAUGCUGGUGGAGCUGGAAAGUGGUCUCCUCUCCUUUAUUCUGUCUUGGGGAGGUCAUGUGACUGAGCUCGUCUUGUGGGUGGGGCUUGGCUACUGUGACGGAGACUGGAACCAGCUCUCGUUGGCGAAACGCGGCUCAUUAAUCUCUGCUGCAGUCAAUGACUGGGCAGAAGAGAUGAGAGGCUUGGGAGGAGCAGCGAGGCUGAGAGUUGAUUCACCAGUGUAUCUGGGGGGCUUACCCACCACGCUCAUACACCCUGCACUGGCCAGCCGAAAUCACAAACACGGCCUUGGUGGCUGCAUAAGGGGUGUGACCAUUCGAAGUGAUGAAACCAAAACUGUCAGUCGGCCUGUUAAUCUCUACGCUGCCACCCGCCGUUCUGUGAGAGUCAACCUCGAUGGCUGUCCAACCAGUGAGAGCCGCUUCCACUGUCGAGGAAAUGAUUCGGUUUUGGUGUACACUGGGAAAGAGACACAAACCAGAGAUUACAGCCUGCAGCCUUUCACUGAGUACUUGUACAGGUAUGUGGCUUUGGCUGCAGGAGGCUGGGCAGCAGGACCUUGGGAGAGAGGACGCAGCCAAGGCACAGUACCCAGGCACGUCCCGCCCCCGAUCGCAGCUCAGAGUGAGAGUGGCUUCAGUGCCAAAGUGACCUGGGCCCCGCCCACUGGUGAUGUCAGAGGGGUCAUUGACAGGUAUGAGCUGAGGGCCUAUGAUCGAAACCGGCUGGAUGCAGCGCCUGUUACAGCCGUAUAUCCAGCUGAUGGAAAUUUCACAGGUGUGUUGUCAGGUCUGACUCCAUUCACUCGUUACAUCGUCACAGUGAGCGCCUGUACUCCUGUCGGCUGUACUGAGAGUCUUAAUAAGGACAACACUGAUGAUGAUGACGGGAGAUGGAGCCUUACUACCCCAGAGGAAGCUCCACAAGCUGUCUCCGCUCCAGCUGGGGUCUCAUCCCCCUCCGCUCUCUAUGUUACCUGGGGACCCCCAGCAAGGCCCAAUGGACCCAUUACAGAGUACAUCCUCUAUCACAACGACAGAAUGGUCUACAGGGGGAAUGACAGACAGCUCAACAUCACUGGUCUAGGUGUGUAUUCCACCCAUGUGCUGGUGCUGAGUGCGUGUACGUCGGCCGGCUGCACAAACAGCUCCCAGGUCACAAUGUUAACCUCCCAGCUUCCCCCUGGGCCCCUGCAAACACCAACCCUUACCCUGCUGGACUCACGGACCAUUCUGGUGGAGUGGUCCCGCCCCUCCCAGGUAAACGGCGUUUUGCAGUCCUAUUCCAUCUUCCUGUCACGUAACGGGGCGGAGCCUGUCUUGGCCUAUAACAGCUCAGAACUGUUUGAGGACCACACACUCCGCAACCUGACCCCUGGAACAGUUUACACCAUCACACUGGCUGCCUGCACAGGAGGAGGGUGCACCUCAAGCCCCGCCAGUCAGGUCCGGACGCAGGAGAGCACCCCAGAGAAUGUUCCAGCACCCAUCGUCACCCCUUUGUCCCCCCGUACACUCAACGUUAGCUGGAGGCCUCCUGAAACUCCCAAUGGUGUAAUAACCAGCUAUGGUCUGUGGCUGGAUGGAGCGCUUGUUUUAAACUCCAGUUCCUCCCAGAGGUUCUUCGUGGUUGAGGGACUCUCUCCAUGGAGCCGACACACGCUCAGACUGCAGGCCUGUACGGCACAGGGCUGUGGCAAGGGACCGGUGGUGGAGGUGCAUACAUUGGAGACAGCCCCAGAGGGCCCAGUUUUACUGGAGCUGACCAAUCAGAGCUCUCGAACGCUUCGAGCCCGCUGGACAGCCCCACCCAGGCCAAAUGGGAGCCUCAAUUACACGCUGCACUACACAAGCAAAGAUGGUGAUGGUGUAUUGGAUGGAGGUUUGUCAGCAGGCAGCUGGUUGUCCGUGACUGACCUGCAGCCUUAUACCAGAUACACCUUCUGGGUCAGAGGAUGUAACACACAGGGCUGUGUGCAGAGCCUUCGUCGUACUGUUACCACUCCUCCAGCCGCCCCAGAUGGGUUGUCGCCCCCCAGGUUGGUUGAUGCCACUGGUGACAGUCUGAAUGUUUCCUGGUCUGCGCCUGCGUAUGCCAACGCACCGGGUCCACUCUACUACAGCCUGCACAUGAGGGCAUCACCACAGAGGCCUGUGAUACGGCUCUUGGAAAAUGUAACAGACACCUUUUCCUAUUCUGUGGAGGGCCUGUCUCCAUACACACUCUACCUGUUCAGAGUGGUGGUUUCACACACACACGGGCAGACAGCCAGCUCCUGGGCCAGCCUGCGCACCGCAGAGGACAGUCCAGGACCAGUGGAUGCCCCAGCUGUAUCGGGGAUUCAUCCUCGUAGCGUGACAGUUUCCUGGCUCCCUCCUUUCCAACCAAAUGGGCUCAUAACCAAUUACACCCUCUAUCUUCACCCUGGCUCGAGUAUUGCCGCAGCUCCCAGCCCCAGUCCUCUCUCUAGCCCCGGCAGUAACCUCAGCUCCAGCUCAGGUCUUCGCCCCAGCCCCUUGCCUGGCACUAGUACUAAUAACGUUCCAGGCUUCAACUCAGGUCUUAACCUCAGGACAACAUCCAGUCUUACACCAGAUUCAAGCUCCGUGCCCAUGUCUUCCAUCAGCACAGGCAUCUCAAGCACAAUCCAGGGCACUUCCUCCAACUUGCUCACUACCCUCAUCUCCAGCUCCAGGCCUGGUAAUUUAGAGGGCAACCAAGUCAGUUCCAACACUGAUAGCAACACAAGCCACGGCCCCAGCUCCAUCUCAAUCCACCCGACUGAAUCCAACGGCAUCACCAGUGCAAGCUUAGGCCCCGGCCCCUUACUGUCCAGCACAACCAGAUCCAAUAUUAUAUAUAAUGCAAACCAAGACCUCACCCAUGGCGUUGUUUCCAGUUCCAGCCCUCUGUCAGUAACUGUUCCUGGUAACACCACCAGUUACACCUUCCUCAACCUGCUGCCAUACCAGAGCUACAGCCUACAGGUGGAAGCAUGCACCAAUGUGGGUUGUUCAGUGUCUGGGCCAUCCCAGCAAUUUCGCACCCCCCCAGCUCCCCCUGAAGGGGUCCCAGCUCCCCACCUGUACUCUGACACCCCCACCUCUGUCCUCCUAUCCUGGGGAGCACCAGAGAGGAGCAAUGGACCACUGGAAGGGUGGCUGGUAGAGCGGAGAGUGGCUGGUACUGAUCAAAUCUCCACAGUGGGCCAUCUCCCUCCAGCCCCGCCCCCUCUCUCCUUCCUGGACUCUUCCUCUGCCCUGAGCCCCUGGACCAGUUACCAGUACCGUCUGGUGGCCAACACCCAGGCUGGCCACACUGCUGGACCUUGGGUCAACAUUACCACCAGACCUUCUCGGCCAGCCGGUCUCAAUCCACCGAGGGUGACCGUCCAAGGGCCAGAGUCAGUCCAGGUCUCUUGGUCCCCUCCUCUCAUUCCCAACGGGGAAAUCCAUGGUUAUGAGAUCCGCUUCCCGGAACCCCGAGUUCUCCAUGAAAACGGCAAUGCUUCUGAGCUCAGUGCCACGAUAACAGGCCUUAUUCCGUACACCAACUACAGUGUCACAAUAUUGGCAUGCUCCGAGGGUGGUGGCCAUGUUGGAGGAUGCACGGAAAGCCUGCCCACUCCAGUGACUACGUUUCCCACAAUUCCCCAAGGCCUGGCGCCACUGGCAGUGGUUGCUGUAAGUGAGUCCUUCCUGGCCGUAUCCUGGCAACCACCUAGCAGGCCCAAUGGACCAAACAUCAGAUACGAGCUGCUCAGACGUAAAACCCACCAGCCCCUGGCCAUCGCCACGGUCCCCACAGUAACAGCCCUGCCUCCUCCCCCCUCCGAAGAUCUCCAUCGCUGGCUCCAUGUUUACUCCGGCACCAAAUUGUUCUACCAAGAUAAAGGCCUAAGCAGAUUCACCUGGUACCAGUACCAGUUGUUGGUCCAUAACGAUGUGGGCUCCUCCUCAGGAGACAUUGUCACUGCGGUCACCAUGGCGGGGGUCCCCCUGCACCCCCCCUCUCUGUCUGCCCUUCCUGUCAAUCACACUGCUGUACAGGUCAACUGGACACAGCCCUCUCUGCAGGACCUGCAGGGAGGGGUGGAGUCUUACUUUCUCACACUAGACUCCUCCCACCUCAGUCGAACGUUAGCCUUCCCUCGCGGGAUCGUCUCCGCGGUGAUCGGUGACCUCUGGCCCAGUACCACAUACAGUGUGUCAUUACAGGUGUUCAACGGAGCACAUAACACCACUACGAUAACAGUUAACGUCACCACAAAGGACGGAGAACCAGAAGGGAUGCCCGCACCAGAGGUGGUUCUGGUUAACAGCAGUGUGGUGCGCGUGCUCUGGUCCCCUCCUCUACGGCCUAACGGAGCAGUUACUGGUUACCAUAUUUACGUUGACGACCGUCUCCAUGGCAGCAUAGACAACAGCUCAGGGUCAUACCUGCUGGGGGACCUGCUGCCUUUUACUGUGUACAAUGUGCAGGUGGAGGUGUGUACUGUGUAUGCAUGUGUCAAAAGUAACGUUACCCAGAUGACCACAGUCGAGGACCUGCCUGCUGACCUGGCCGUCCCACGUACACUAGUGCUGAGUCCCAGGGCGGUGAAGUUGGAGUGGUCCAGUCCAGGCAGACCCAAUGGGAUCAUGCUGGGCUAUGAGGUCCGAAGACGGACCCUGAGGUCAUGUGGUGGUGGGUCGGCAGGGGUCACAGCCCCUCAGGUGGAGGAGUCAAGAGGUACAAGUGGCAGGGGGGACAGGUGUACCUACCUGCAGUGUCCUGCCACUCAUAGUGUGUGUGGGACAUCCUGCCUCCAGCCUGAAACACAGGUUUGCUGCAAUGGAGUAUUGUACACAUGGGAGCCACAUCAUCAGUGCUGUGAGGGGCGUUACCUGGCCCUCAGUAACUCCUCCCGCUUUGUCUGCUGUGGAGGGAAGCUCCUCCCACUUCGGCCCAAUCACCAGUGCUGUGGGGAAUAUUACGUUCCUGUGCAGACCGGUGAGCACUGCUGUCCUGACCCCUCUCAGGGCCGGGUCUCAGUGGGACUGGGUGACAGCUGCUGUGGCGGGGUUCCCUACUCAGUUAAAGGGGGCCAGCUCUGCUGUGGAGGGGGCCUUCAUGAUGGCUACGGGGUCCAGUGUUGUGGAGGCCAAAUCGUAGAUGAUGCACUGGUGUGCUGUGGUGAUGCUGAGAGGGGGGAAGUCCAUACACACACUCCAGGUUUUGUCUGCUGUGGUCAGGACUACAUAAACUCAUCCACCUCUCUCUGCUGUGUGGACUAUGAUGGAUAUCCCACAAUGCACCCAGCUGGCAAUACUACCGUGGCACUACGUUGCUGUGGGUCAAAGGUCAUAUAUCAGGAAGAGGAAUGCUGCAACGGGAUUGGCUAUGACCCUCAACGACAUGUGUGUGCUGACCGACCUACACCUGGACUGUUAACAGAGCCCCAGUGUUUGCAGGGUGCUGUGUGUGCGAUAGCUGCGGCCUCUACGGCUUACUGUGGCUCCUGUGACAUAGAUCCAUCUACGACUGCCUGCACAUGGGUCCUGUCUGCACACAAACACUCUUCAGCAACAACAUAUUCACCUUCCAUGACCACCGCAUAUGAAGCUGACACCACCGACCUGCAUCCGUACGCACGCGGAAGAGGCAGCGCACACAAUCAAACCCGCUCUGACAAGCUGCUGUUUGAGAGAAGCCUGUGUCCGUCUCAUGAGAAGGUGGUGUACAGUGGAGACGCCAACAGAUACACCUACACAGACUCUGAUUUGGAUCCCUUUACCACCUACGAGUACAGAGUGAGAGGCUGGAACAGCUUUGGACGAGGCUCCAGUGAUGGUGUCACUGUGACCACCAAUGAGGACAAACCCUGGGGACUGGCACCGCCCCGUUGGAGUCGCCUAGGCGACCGAGAUGACAUCAUCCAGUUGCACUGGCAAGCUCCUGCCAGGCCCAACGGUAACCUCACCCACUAUGUUGUGCUGCGUGAUGGACAGGAGCGUUACCGUGGUGAUGAAAACAGCUUCACUGAUGUGGGCGGGAUCAGGCCUUUCCGAGAAUACAGCUACCAGCUGCGGGCCUGUAACCGCGCUGGUUGUACCGACAGUGCACAGGUGGUGGCAGUGACCGUCCAGGGAAUGCCAGAGGGGGUGCCGUCUCCCGUGGUAACAGCCUUAAGCCCCUCCUCCCUCCAUGUGAGCUGGUCCGAGCCGGGCCAGGCCAAUGGCGUGGUGCAGCAGUACCACCUCAACCAGACUGGAGCAGGAACCAUAUACACACACACAGACGGACCCAGAAAUUACACUGUGACCGGUUUGCAGCCAUACACAGACUACAGUUUUGUGCUGGUGGCCUGUACAGCUGUCGGCUGUGGUGCCAGCCCGCCUUCCACAGGACGAACACUGCAAGCCUCCCCUGCUGGCGUGUGGUCAACACCCAGACACCUGAUCGUAAACACAUCUGCCGUGGAGCUGGACUGGGAUCAGCCAUCGUGGCCUAACGGGGAGAUUUCCCAAUACAGGCUGAUCAGAGACAACCGCACUGUUUUUACCGGAGACCACCGUCACCAGAACUAUACUGACACUGGACUGCUGCCAAACCGCAGGUAUGUGUAUGAGCUGGAGGCCAGUACAGCUGGUGGGAGCACUCUGAGUGACAGAUAUGUUAUCCAAACUCCACUUUCCUGUCCCACUGGGAUCCCGCCUCCCCACGAUGUCACAGUGACUGGCCCCCAUUCCAUCUUCCUCGCUUGGACCCCUCCUGCUCAGUUCAACAGCAGCCAGCCUGUGAAUUACAACAUCCUGUUGAACCCAGGAAGUGACAGGGCCAUAACACGUGCAGCUGGGCAGAACUUGCACCUCAAUGUGACAAACUUAGAGCCUUUCAGCACUUAUUACAUCCGAGUCCAGGCCUGUCAGAUAGACGGAUGUGGAGUUGGUGAGGGUGUUUACAUUCAGACUUUAGAGGCCCCGCCAGAAGGCUUGCCUCCUCCCACAGUGAAGGCAGCUGGAGCAAAAGUCCUGGAGAUCCUCUGGUCACCCCCCACUAAACCCAACGGGCUUAUCACCUCUUACUUCAUAUACCGGCGUCCAGUGGGAACAGAGGAGGAGCUGCUGGUUUUCAUUUGGUCCAGUGGGCCGCUGGAGUUCAUUGACGCAAGCCAAGCCCUGCGGCCUUUCAGCCAGUUUCAGUACAGAGUUCGUGCACAGAACUCCAAAGGUUCAGUUCUCAGCCAAUGGGCUUCAGUUGUCACCCUGGAGGCGGAGCCAGAAGAUAUGGCCCCUCCUACUGUCACACCCACCAGUGCAUACUCAGUCCAUCUGAAGUGGAGUGAACCACGACACCCCAAUGGUCUCAUUUCGCAUUACAGACUGGUUUAUAAAAAACACCAACAGGACCCAACGCUCAACACAUCUGUUGUUACAGCUCUCACUGUAGAGGGCUCAGUCCUAGAAGCAGCUCUCUCUGGUCUGGAGCCAUACAGCGAGUACAGUCUUCGCAUGGAAGCCACAAAUGGAGCAGGGACUGUGGCCAGUCCGUGGGUGGGCAUUAGGACCCUGGAGGCAUCUCCAGCUGGCCUCACUAACUUUACAGUGGAGCAGAGGGAGCAGGGCAGGGCGUUACUGCUGAGCUGGGAUCAGCCAGAUACACCUAAUGGAGCCAUCACGAUGUAUAAUCUGUAUAGUGAGGGGAAUUUGGAGUUCAGCGGCCUGUCUCGCCACUUCCUCUUUCGUCGCUUGGAACCGUGGACUGUUUAUACUUUGACUCUUGAAGCCUGCACCUCAGCAGGCUGCACGCACACUCCUCCUCAGCACGUCACCACAGCAGCAGCCCCACCUGCCUCUCAGCCCCCUCCCAGGCCUCUCUUCAUCGGCCCAGACCAGGUGUCACUUGUCUGGGGCCCACCCUCCCAGCCCAACGGGCCAAUUGGAGAGUACUCCCUGCUUGGGCGGAGUCUGGAGGAUAGGGGGAGGGAAAGGAGUGGUGAAGAGGAUCUCGAGAGGGGAAAGGUCUUAUUCAGAGACACCUCCCCAGGGGAAGCUGACACUUUCUCCUACACAGUGACCGGUUUGCGUCCCUGGACACAGUACCAGUUCAGCGUCCAUGCUCACAACCCCGCCGGUCACACCCACAGCCCCUGGAUUACCGUAACAACCAGACAGGCACCCCCCCGUGGCUUGUACCCUCCAACAGUUACUCACCUCCAAGGCCGACCCACUGAGCUGCUGGUGUCCUGGACUCCUCCCCUGGAAUCCAAUGGGGUCCUUGUGUCUUACAGGAUUCAGAGAAACAAUGUCAACUUCUCAUUUAGUUUUGACCCUGCUGUCCUUAGUUACACGGAUGAAGACCUCUUGCCUUUUUCAACAUACAGUUAUGCAGUCAUAGCCUGUACGUCUGAGGGGUGUGUCACCAGCCCUCACACAAACAUCACAACCCUGGAGGCCCCCCCUGCUGUAGUGGAUGCUCCUGCAGUGAACAACAUCACAUCCCACUCUAUGAACAUUUCCUGGAGCGUCCCACUGACUCAGAACGGGGAAGUGACAGAAUAUGUGCUUAAAAUGAACAACGAAGAGGCUUACCGCGGGAGAGGCUUGCAUACAGUCCUAUCAGACCUGCACCCCCACAUGUCAUAUGAACUCAUCUUAUUGGCUUGUACCAGUGGUGGGUGCACUCCCAGCACCACAGUUUCCACAGUAACUGAGGAGGCCCCUCCCACUGGUCUACAUGCUCCAACUCUUAAGGUCACUGGCCCGGAGUCGGUGGAGGUUAGCUGGACAGCACCAGAACACCCUAACGGCAUCAUCACAGGGUAUGAGCUCCGCAGGGAUGGUGAAGUCAUCUACGUUGGUAUGGAAACACGUUACCAUGACUUCACGCUUUUGCCAAGUGUGGAGUACAGCUAUGUUGUUAGGGCCAACAACAGCAGAGGGGCAGCGAGCAGCACGGCAGCCACAGCCAGGACUCACCCAUCAGCUCCUUCUGGUGUCGGGCCCCCCGCCCUGCAGGGUGUGGGACCAAACCAGGUGAGCGUGGACUGGAGCGCUCCAGCCCGUCCUAAUGGAGACAUUGUGAGUUACACUGUGUACCAGCGAGAUCUAGUCCAACUCAGCACCACCAGCACUGUGUUCACUCCAGAGCACAAUGCUUUUUCUGACCGGCACGUCACACUGGAUGGGCUGGCUCCGUACCACAGGUACGAGGUGAGGGUGGAGGCUUGCACAGAGCUCGGCUGCUCCUCCAGUGACUGGUCCUCUAUUCUCACUCUGGAGGCUCCCCCUGCUGGUCAGACAGCACCACUGUUAGAUCUGCAGCCAGACACACACAGCGGCCUGCAGACCACCUUCCUGCUGUCCUGGUCCCCCCCGGCCCAGCCCAAUGGCAAAAUCCUGCACUAUGAGCUGUACCGCAGGCUGGACCGUACCUCUGAGGCCCGUGGAGGUUCUGUGGUGACGCUUGUCUGCAAGAAUGUUUCCACUAAUUGCAGGGAUGAGGGACUCCAGCCAUAUACAUCAUACCAGUACCAGGUCUGGGCGGUGAACUCAGCCGGGCGUUCUGCCAGUCCAUGGGCCAAUGGGAGAACAGGACCUGCUCCACCUGCAGGUGUAGGCCCACCCACCUUCAUGCGCAUCUUAGCAACCUCAGCAGUGGUGGACAUCCGUCCUCCAGCCCACCCCAACGGGAUUGUGAGCCUUUACAGGGUUUUCUCAGUGGACCGCAACACUCAAACUCUGCUUUCAGAGGGUACGUCGCAUCAGCAGACACUCCACGGUCUGAGGCCCUAUACACAGUACUGGGUAGGAGUGGAGGCCUGCACCUGUUACCAGUGUUGUAGCCAAGGUCCAGUGAGUGAACUGCGGACCCUGGCUGCACCCCCAGCCCGCCAGCCCCCACCUCGCCCCCUCACCCUGACCUCCCGCUCUGCUCAGCUGGAAUGGGACGAGCCUCUGGCACCCAAUGGAGUCAUCGAGAGCUGUGAGCUACAUGUCAGAUCAUCUUGCCCCCAGCCCCCCCAACCUGUGGCCGUCCCCUGUGUGGAGGGACCAAUAGAAACUUGUUUCUUUGGCAAGGGGCGGAGCUACAAUGUGACAGGUCUCCAGCCAUACUCCAGCUAUCAACUGAGAGCUGCCUGCUCCAACAGCAUGGGCAGCACUGCCUCCAGCUGGACGACUGUCACCACACUCCCUGAAGCCCCCCAGUAUGUGUCUCCGUUCUCGGUGGACAGUAACCUGACGCUGGUUUGGUUGGACUGGAGCAGGUCCUUCUCUCUCAACGGGCUCCUGAAGGAGUACAGUGUGACUGAGAGCCGGCUGAGGAUCUACACUGGCUUCCACACCUUUCAUCACGUACCACGCACCUCACAGAAGACUCUGUCAUUUCAGGUGACAUGUACCACAGACAGCGGCAGUGCCAGCACUCCCACCAUCAGAUACAGCCCUGCCACAGGCAUAGGUCCGCCUGAGCCAGUGGACGGCAGCCUGCAGGGAGUCAGCAUCUCACCGGCCCCUGUCUACUCUGAGCUGUGGUUUAUCUUGCUGUUAGCCUUCCUGGGUCUGUUUUUGCUAGCCAUAUUACUCGGGCUUGUGCUACACAGAUUCCUGAGGAAGAAUCCCUCUGCCAGGGAGCGCCCUCCACUGGUCACACUGCAGAAGAGCAGGCAGGGAGGAGGAGAAGCGUACAUGAUGUCCUGUCCUGAGUUGUGCUCUAAACAUCAUCCCGGCUCUGUGCCCCUCCCUAAACGUCCCACAGAUCUGACAGAUACAAAGAUAUCCUUCAGUGGCUCGCGGGUUCCCAGCCAAACAGACCUCAGCCACACUUACUCCCAGCAUCCUCUGCACCGCAGCAUCAGUCAGCUAAUUGACAGGAAGUCGCUGAUGGACGAAGGAAGCUGGGAUAAUCCUCUGGGACACGACUCUGGACUGUACGUGGAGGACGACGACUUUGUGGACUCCAUGAGGGCCUAUGGCGCAGUGAGAAAGGAGCACACCAUGUUCACUGACACUCACCUGUAACUCAACAUCCUGACACCUCAUCAGGUAUCACACAUGUGGUCCAAGCCCAGUUUCAGACCACGUCAGUAACACAUCCAUGCCUGUGAUUUGGACAAAACUCUUCAAAAGUAGUUAAAUACUGCUGAGUUGUGAUACAAAUACCACUACACAUUUGUAUAUCAUGCAUUGUCAUACAGUAUGCUCACUAUCAUGUCACAUAUUGUGGUAACUUGUGAAUAACAACUUUUAGAACUAGAGUGAUACGAGCCACCUCUGUAAGCAAUCAUAAUUUCAUUCCAACUCAAAAUUAUGAUCUUGAAGAUUUUUGAAAUGGGAAAUGCAUCAGGAUUGUAUCGAUAGUGUUCAGACCCAAAGCUGCAGAAGGGACCAAACCUCAAGAGCCGAAGGGAAAAGGACAAUGAUUACUGAUUUUUACUGUAAUUUUCAUUCUAACGUGUUACCUGUUGCCACUGUGGGAGAGGUGGGGGCCCAGGUGCUCUCUGAUUUUGCCCCACUUUUGCUCCAGAUCCUGAGGUUUGUCACUUUCUCAGCCCACACACCCAUGGCUUGAUUUGGUCCAUCUGGACUAUCUGGACUGAAAUCAUGCAUUUUACAUUUCAACCCAAUCAUAACCAUCUUUUAGGGAUUCAUAACACAUGGAAUGGUUAUUCUAUCACCUAUUUAGCAGAGGCCAGGAGGUGUUAUUAUUCAUUGCUGUGUAGGCGGCUGGGCGGUAGUAUUAGUUAGAUUAAAAUUUCAGCAGGAGCAGCUGCAGUACUUUGUGCUUACAAGUUAGAUCCAUAUCAGUCGGGAAGCAAAUGUCCAAAUGUUUCAGUCACCUGUUCUGCUUCAACCUUUCUAAUGUCUGUGCCUAGUGGACUUACACAUUGGCAGUAAUAGACUUUAGUUGUAGUGAGACCAAAGGCCUUGGUGUUAGUGUUGAGGCCUAAAAUGCCAACUGUUUUUAAAUGUCUUAAAUAUGGCUGGGAAUCACAGAUGUGCCGUCUGAUUGUAGUGAUUGUUUGAUCAAACUUGAAGGCCUAAUCUGAGAUUUUUUUUAAUUUAUUUUUUGUGGGGUGUGGGGGUGGGAGGGUACCCAUUUUGAUUAUUGACUGAAGGAAUUGGACUUAAUCCACAUUCAUCAAUAGUGCUGUAGUCACCCCAAAUAUACUGUAUGUCAGAUUUCAUGGUAACUAUCAGUGGAAUACAGGUUUGGUGUUGUGUAGUUUUUACUUUCUGUCAGUUCUUGUAUCAAGAAUUUAGUCAAUAGAUUUGAAAAUGAAACAUCCUUUUUUUAUUGUGGGGACAAAGCUUUGUUUACAUUUGGAUUCUGCAGAUUGGGCCUUUAUGUUUAGAAAAAAACAGAAAGUCAUAGAUACUGAGAGCAAACUGUCACUUAUAAGUGUGUAAUGAUAUUUAUGUUGUUUUUUGUUGUUGUGUACACAAUUGAAGCCCAAUGUAUUGUUGUAAAAACUUUUCUUUUUUUACACUGGCAGUGUUAUUUAUGAUUGUUGUAUAAAGUCAUAUUUAUAGAUUAUUGAUUGAUCAAUAUUUGUUUUUUCUGUGCAAUGAUAAAUAAUGUCAGAUGGUCUAGAAAAUA
Molecule: messenger RNA, 19048 nt
Organism: Myripristis murdjan (pinecone soldierfish)
Lineage: Eukaryota; Metazoa; Chordata; Actinopteri; Holocentriformes; Holocentridae
Gene: ush2a
Product: Usher syndrome 2A (autosomal recessive, mild)
Molecular function (GO): protein binding
Source: RefSeq, a predicted model, not a curated record